UGGGCUGCGUGGAGUCGUCCGCUCCCUCCCACGCAGUGUACUCAAGCGGGACGAGAAGCUCGCUGGCCAUGUCCGCGGCGGAGGCGGGGGGUGUUUUUCACAGAGCCCGGGGCAGGACCCUGGACGCGUUUCCCGCAGAAAAGGAAAGGGAAUGGAAAGGCCCAUUCUACUUCAUCCAGGGUGCAGACCCACAGUUUGGACUGAUGAAGGCCUGGUCCACUGGUGACUGUGACAACGGUGGAGAUGAGUGGGGGCAGGAGAUUCGCCUAACUGAGCAAGCCAUUCAGGCCAUCAACAAGCUGAAGCCCAAGCCCAGAUUCUUUGUUCUGUGUGGGGACCUCAUCCAUGCCAUGCCAGGGAUGCCGUGGCGUAAGGAGCAGACGGAGGACCUGCAGCGGGUGCUCAGGAAUGUGGACAGCGAGAUCCCACUGGUCCUGGUCAGUGGCAACCACGACGUGGGCAACACCCCCACCCCUGAGACCAUAGCAGAGUUCCAGCAGACUUGGGGAGACGACUAUUUCAGCUUCUGGGUCGGGGGUGUCCUGUUCCUCGUCCUCAACUCUCAGUUCCUGUACGACGCCUCCCAGUGCCCUGCCUUGAAGCAGGCCCAGGACCAGUGGCUGGACCAGCAGCUGCGCGUCGCGGGGCAGCAGCAGUGCCAGCACGCCGUCGUCUUCCAGCACAUCCCGCUGUUCCUGCAGAGCGUGGACGAGGACGACGACUACUUCAACCUCACCAGGGCCGUGCGCAAGGACAUGGCAGACAAGUUCGCCCAAGCAGGUAUCAAAGCUGUGUUCUCGGGUCACUACCACAGGAAUGCCGGAGGCACCUACCAGAACCUUGACAUGGUGGUGUCGUCUGCCAUCGGAUGCCAGCUGGGCAAAGACACCCACGGGCUCCGAGUCGUGGUGGUCACCGCUGAGAAAAUUGUUCACCGGUACUACAGUUUAGAUGAGUUGAGCGAGAAAGGAAUAGAAGACGACCUGAUGGAUUUAAUGAAGGAAAAAUGAUGGCUGUUUAUGAUCCAUUCACUUUUCACUUCCACUAUUUUUUCAAUUUUGACAGAAACAGCAGCUGCACCCAACCACUUACUAAAUAUAAAAGUAUACCAGGCAGAUUGGUGAAUGUAUGUACUUUUACAUAAAUCAGAGAGCUGGGUCCUAUCCCAGCUUUAAGAAAGAGAAGGGGUUGAGGGUUGGAGCCUGGGAAUAAAAGAAUAAAUGUGCUGGAAUAUCUCUGCAUGAGUGUUUGAAUAAACUCUCCUAAUGAUGCGUUUUUCA
Molecule: messenger RNA, 1280 nt
Organism: Molossus molossus (Pallas's mastiff bat)
Lineage: Eukaryota; Metazoa; Chordata; Mammalia; Chiroptera; Molossidae
Gene: CPPED1
Product: calcineurin like phosphoesterase domain containing 1
Exons: 4
Coding region: 69-1010 (313 amino acids)
Molecular function (GO): hydrolase activity
Source: RefSeq, a predicted model, not a curated record